Dryobates pubescens (Downy woodpecker) is the source of this 5635-nucleotide messenger RNA. RefSeq names its product Ro60, Y RNA binding protein (gene RO60). The record is from RefSeq and is a predicted model, not a curated record. Gene Ontology annotation, molecular function: RNA binding. The transcript has 8 exons. Gene Ontology annotation, cellular component: ribonucleoprotein complex. Bases 19 to 1635 code for a protein of 538 amino acids. NCBI's taxonomy places the organism in Eukaryota, Metazoa, Chordata, Aves, Piciformes, Picidae.
CUCUUGGAAGGAUAAGCAAUGGAGGACGAGGAAAACCAAGUGCAGCUCCUGAAUGAAAAGCAGGUGCCCAACUCUGAAAUUGAUUAUGUGUGGCAUGUCACCGAUAUGAAUCGACUGCAGCGUUUCUUGUGUUUCGGUUCAGAAGGUGGUACUUAUUCCAUCAAGGAGCAGAAGCUGGGCUUUGAAAAUGCAGAAGCUUUAAUAAGACUGAUUGAAGAGGGUAGAGGUUGUGAAGUUGUUCAAGAAAUAAAGACGUUUAGUCAAGAAGGCAGAGCUGCAAAACAGGAGCCUCUGCUUUUUGCUCUUGCAGUUUGCUCGCAGUGUUCUGAUGCAAAAACAAAACAAGCGGCAUUUAAAGCUGUUCCUGAGGUGUGUUGCAUACCACCCCAUCUCUUUACUUUCAUCCAAUUUAAAAAAGAUCUGAAGGAGGGCAUGAAAUGUGGCAUGUGGGGCCGUGCACUGAGGAAAGCUGUUGCAGAUUGGUACAAUGGAAAGAAUGGCAUGGCUGUUGCUUUAGCAGUUACAAAAUAUAAGCAAAGAAGUGGUUGGUCUCAUAAAGAUCUUCUGAGGUUGUCCCACCUAAAACCUGCCAGUGAAGGAAUUGCUAUAGUCACUAAAUAUAUUACCAAAGGGUGGAAAGAUGUUCAAGAGGCUUACAAAGACAAAGCAGUUUCUGCUGAGACUGAAAAACUCUUGAAGUACCUGGAAGCUGUGGAGAAAGUAAAACGCACAAAAGAUGAGUUGGAAGUUACUCAUUUAAUAGAAGAGUACGGUCUGGUUAGGGAGCAUCUCCUGACAAACCAUCUGAAAUCUAAAGAGGUUUGGAAGGCAUUGCUGAAGGAGAUGCCCAUUUCUGUGUUGUUGAGAAAUUUAGGAAAGCUGACAGCAAAUUCUGUGCUUGAACCACGAGGUUCAGAAGUGGCAAUACUAUGUGAAAGACUGAGAAAUGAGAAACUACUAAAAAAGGGUAGAAUACAUCCAUUCCAUAUUUUGGUUGCGUUAGAAACCUAUAAAGCUGGACAUGGAACCAGAGGGAAGCUUUGGUGGCGUCCUGAUGAAGACAUUUUAGAAGCUUUAGAUGCUUCGUUUUACAAAACUUUCGAGACAGUUGAACCAACAGGAAAACGCUUCUUAGUUGCAGUGGAUGUCAGCGCAUCAAUGACACAAAAGGUUCUGGGCAGCGUGCUCAGUGCUAGCACAGUUGCAGCAGUGAUGUGUAUGGUUGUGGCACGCACCGAGAAGGAUUCCCAUAUUGUUGCCUUUUCACAUGAAAUGGUUCCUUGCCCAGUGACAGCUGAUAUGACAUUACCUCAAGUAUUAGUGAAAAUGUAUGAAAUUCCAAUGGGUACCACUGAUUGUUCCCUUCCUAUGAUAUGGGCUCAGAAAACUCAGACAGCUGCUGAUGUCUUCAUUGUAUUUACUGAUAACGAGACUUUUGCUGGAAAUACUCAACCUGCAGCAGCUCUCAGAGAGUACAGAGAGAAAAUGGGUAUCCCUGCUAAACUGAUCGUUUGUGGAAUGACUUCAAAUGGUUUUACGAUCGCAGAUCCGGAUGACAGAGGCAUGUUGGAUAUAUGUGGCUUUGAUGCAGGAGCUUUGGAUGUUAUUCGAAACUUCGCUUUGGAUUUGAUUUAAUUUCCUAGGCAUCUGCUCUUCCCAGUGGGUCCAUUGCUGGUGACAGACUUCACCCUGGGAACUCCCAGCCAAAUGUACUUUAUUAGAAUAUGGCACAUUAUAUACAUAUCAGAAUGUUUCAUUUUUGUGAAGGGAAAACAAGAAAAGCAGAUGAGACGUCUCUUUUCUCUUUUUUCCUGUUGCACAGAAGUUAAAAUAACAGUGGGAAGUUUGCUAAAAGUAGCUACAGGGUUACACAACAUACAAUUUCAUUUGUAGUAGACUAUAAAUACUGAGAGAUUUUUAAUUCUCCCCCCACCCUUCUCUGUUGCUGUGGAAUGCUUGUUUGCAAGAAGAAAUUUAUAAAUGACUCUUAGGAUGGGGCAAGAAAAAAAGAGUGAGUUUAGUAUUUUUAGUACUGUAAGUUUAACAGCAACUUUGAAAGAUUUUUCUUUGGGCUUUUUAUUUUACUUUUUUUUUUUUAAUCUUUGUAUUUUACAAACAUUACUAAGGCUCAACAGUUUCUAUUGUUACACUUAAAAUCUACAAAAGAAGUAUUUUCUGGCACAUACGAGACCAUGUGACUGUGAUGCAGUAUAAAAAGACAGCAAAAUAGUGACAUUUUAUACUGAUAAAACUGAAAGUAGAAGUGCUCAUGAUAAUCUUUCUCCUAUCUAGAUUAUCAUCAGGCUUUCCAGGAGUAAGGUGUAAUUCUCUUCAGAUAAACUGGGAGGCAGUUUCUGUACAAUGCAGUUUCAGAAGAACUAUUUCAGAAUUAAUCUGCUUUACGGGAAGUUCUAAAAACUGCUAGAAAAAGAUCUUGGGAAUGGCUGGGAAGCCACAUUCAGUCCAGGUUAUAACUUCAAGAAGCAUCUGCACACUUUCAGUAAGAAACUUUGACAGGUACAUGUGUCUUGGCCUGCUCUUGAAUGCUGAGUGCUAACAACUAGAAACAAAAAGCUGCGUUUUCUUCAAAAGAAUGUAUUCAGUGAUACAGAAACAAUCUUCCUAACAGGAGAGUGUUUCACUUUUAAAAUAUUUUUGUAGAUUAACAUUACUUCUGGUUUCAUAAAUUAAUUCAAGCUAACAUUUUUUUCAAAACUACCUCCAGUUUAUAGGGACCAAUUCUUAAAAACCUUUAUGACAUGUACAGUAUCCUCCUUCAUGUUCUCCAAAUCUUGUUUGGGAUGUGAUUGAAACUGGAUGAUUUUUUUCCCCCCCUCUAAUUUCUACUUUUUCUCUAGUCUGAUCGUAUGACUGAGUUAACAAGGAGAAAACAAGGGAGGAUAAUCACUUUGGAACAGGAGUCGAUAGAAAUUCUUGUGUGUAUGUAUUUAAUUCUGUGUGUUUUUAUGUAUGCUUGUACAGGGGGAAGUUUAAAGAUCUCUGUAGUAGAUCAGUCUUAGAAAAUGAGAGGGCUUUUUUAGUGAUGCUUUUACAACUUCCCUGUAGACAUGUGUGUCAGCCUCUUUUUAUGCUAAUUCUGGCUGUCUUAAACAGUGAAUUUGAUGUUAAUGUGAAAAUAAUUGGUUUAUAAAAAUAACCCACUUGUAGUAAACGACAUGCAAGUCCUUAUUUUUCUGCUUAAAUGCCAAGCUUUUAAAUGUAAAAUUCAAGCUCAUAUUAUACUUUUGAUACCUGUAACACUUUUCAUUAUGCCUCGUACAUACGGAGUAUAAAUUCAAAGCUUGCGUUCUGUAGGAUGGAUACCUCUUUUGGUGCUAAAAUGUUACAUUUUACUGAAGGUAUUCUGCUACAUACUUAUACUCUACCUUAAGUAAAUCAAAACAGUGAGGGAUGCUGUUUCUGUUGUUUAAACCAUGGCUCAAAGAACUGAUGGUAGGAACGUUACCUUUCAGUGGACAUUAAUGCAGUUAUGUCUGAAUUAUCACUGCUCUGAUAGAAUUCUUGAAGAAUGCAGGGCUGCCAUCAGCUUGUCAAGUGACAUCUAGGAAAAACAAGUGUUCCUACAAAAACUUAGCACUUUGAGUUUGAAAAUUGCCCAUUUCUUGUGAAAGAUUUCUUACCACUGUUAGUAUUCUUUCUAAAUAAGUACCAUGAACAUGGGGAGUAUAACUCAUUUGCUAAAUACAUGUUAAUAAUUAUUUUGAUUAAAUGCACUGAUGUUUUGGGGUUGUUUUGGUAGUAAUGUGUUUUAAAUUACACAAUAGUCAAAGAUCUGAUGAGGUGUUUCCUUUUAAGCUAGAGAUACUGAAAAUAACUGAUAGAUAAGUACCUUUUGCAAGUACCUCUACUUUGGAGUAGUAUUUGUGAAAUAAUAGGAAGUAGGUAUUUCAAGAACCUGUGUGCAGUUAACUGCAUAAAUUUACUCUAAGUAAAAGGUUAGACUAGUUACUAAUGGAUCAAGGGUUAUAGUAGUGUUGCAUCUUUGAAAGCAGUCCAGUUUAAAAUACAGUUCCUUGAACUAGAGUGUGAAUGAAGAUGAACUUUCCAGUAGAACUUAGAAAAGUGUAACCCUGUAUCUGUUGACACUGGAUAGCUAUACAUCAUGUUAAAGACAGUCAUCCAUGCUGGAGUACGUAAUAUGCUCCCAAAUAUUUCCUGUCUCUCUAGGUACUAAAAAAUCUUGUUAGAAUACUCUUAAGUGUUUUGGUUAUCCAGUGUAAAACUAGCACCAAUGAGAUCAUAUGGUCAUCUGCUUCUCCUUUUAAGGUUUUUUGAAGAGAGGGGAAACUAUAGUUAAUACCGAUAGCUGAGACUUUGUAGUGUGGUGACCUUUUUCUACUGUUUUAUCUGCUUUUGUUACUACCUUACAGUAAGGGGCUGAAUUUUAGAGGACAGCAUGAUUCAUUUGCCAUAAAUGGCAUAGACAUGUAAUGAGGCAAUAAUUACUGUAAUGUUUAAGUAAGUGAGCUGAGACAGAGUUGCUAAGCUUAAGCAUUAAUUCAACAUCCAGUAAAACCCUACCCUUUAACCAAAGAGGAGGCACUGACUCUUUGAAGUUAAUAGUGUUGUUUGCAUUGGAGGAACACUUUGGCUAACAAAACAAAAAUGGGGCUGCGAUUGUGCACUGAAGUUUGCCAGUAAAAAUUCAACAGGGGCAAGUUCAUUUUAUUCAAAACAUUAAAUGAAUAAAAAGAAAUCUAAAUGCAGAGUGCAAGUGUAGACUGGGUGAAUGCAGGUUUCCUGCUAUCUAGCAGAUAGCUAGGCUUUCAGUUUGACUGCCAUUUCACUGUGACCCUCUUAACUAGUCUUAGUAUUAGACUGUUAUGUCUAAGACUGUAAUGUUCAGGCACUUUACCUUUAAGAAAGAAAAGGAUCCAGUGGUUAGAAGCACAGCAGAGGUAAAACAUUCUUCUGUAAUGAAAGGCUGUUAACAAAUGAUCAUCAAAUGUCAGGUUUUGUCUUGGAAGGGAUACAAUCAAGAAGGUGGAGAGGACAGAGAAGGCACAUACAAUGCAUACCUUUGCCUUGUGUGAUAAAUUGAAUAAAGACAGGAAUAAUUUUGGCAAGAAAUAGAAUUUUGUGUCAGGAAUCUUAGACCUGUAGUGAGCAGGGGAAGCGUUUGGGAUGCUUGUAGAAUUAGAGUGCAAACAAAACAGGGGUAUUUACCUGCAAUUCUGUGUUUAAAAAAAGAGAAGUCUAAAAGCAGGUGUAGCUCUGAAGUCAGCAGGGCCAGUCUAAGUGCCCGCUAUGUAAGGGCCACUAAUAACUGUCCCUAAAAUAUCUUGCUGCUGAAAACAGCUGCUGAACCUGGUUGUUAAGCAUAAAUCAUUGGGAGGUUGUGUUCUUUUUCGUUAUUGUUGCUUAAUUUGGGCUCAUAAAUGGGUAGGGCUUCAAAAGGCUAUUGAAUGAAGUAUAUAUUCUUGCCUUAAAAAAGAUACCAGCAGUUUUGGAAGGGUAUUUUAAUAGUGGCUCUGUCUGCAAAAAACACGAGGAAAAUAUUUUUCUCCAUUGCAAAAUGCUGUGCUGCUUAAUCACAUACAUAACUCACAGCCACUGUACCAGAAGCAUUCAUAAUGGUUCUGUAUUGUUUUGCCCUUCCUUCUCUCUGUUAGUU